GUUUCUUUCCUUAACUAGUCGAAGUCCAAUUUAGGGUUGGAAUUAGUUAUGUUUGGUAGGUGAUGUUAAAAGUUUAAGUGAUUAUCAGUGGUGAGUAGAACAAAAUAUUUUGAUGAACUGGACUCGGAUGCAAUUCAUCUUGAUUAUUGACAAUGCUAAUGUAAACUCCGUUCUAGUACAACAGCCAAGGCAAGCAAUACGUCAGCAGUGUCGAGAAAACACCACUGCACAUGCCCUUCCUCCGCCCAAAAUCGUUGGCUUCACUGGUGGAAUCCGCCGUUUCAACUCGGUCCAUUCUUCUAGGUCGGGCCGCCCAUGCCCAGAUCAUUAAGACUCUGGGUCUAGGCCUUGAUGCUUUCCUCUCCAAUCACCUUAUAAACAUGUAUUCCAAGCUAGACCGUCCCAUCUCGGCCCACCUUGUCCUUUUCCAUACGCCGGUCCACGUUCGUUCUGUCGUCACCUGGACCUCCCUCAUCUCCGGUCAUGUUCAGAACGGUCAUUUUGCCGCUUCCCUCUACCACUUCUUGAACAUGCGCUCGGACUCUAUUCAUCCCAAUGACUUCACCCUGCCUUGCCUUUUUAAGGCCUCGGCUGCAGUUUGCUCGCCUCUCCUCGGCCAGCAGUUCCAUGCGCUUGCUAUUAUAUUGGGCCUGAUCAAUGAUGAGUUUGUUGCGUGUAGUGCUUUUGAUAUGUAUUCCAAAACGGGCCUCUUGACACAUGCAAGCAAGCUGUUUGAUGAGAUGCCAUACAGAAAUAUUGCUACCUGGAAUGCGUGCAUUUCGAACGCGGUGCUUAAUGGGAGGCCUCUCGAGGCCAUUUCUAUGUUUAUCGAACUCUUAAAAGGUAAUCUCGAGGCUCCAAAUUCGAUUACGUUUUGUGCAUUUUUAAACGCAUGCUCAGAUGGUAAAUUGUUGGUGCAAGGGCAGCAGUUACAUGGCUACGUAAUUAAAGGAGGGUACGAGGCUGACAUUUCGGUCUUGAAUGGGUUGAUUGAUUUUUAUGGUAAGUGUCGGGAGGUUAAGUUUUCUGAGCAAGUUUUUGAUAACAUGCGUGAGUAUAAUGUCGUAUCAUGGUGUUCCAUGGUGGCAAUUUAUGAGCAAAAUGAUAUGGGGGAGAAGGCAUGCGAGGUGUUUUUGAAAUCAAGGAGAGAGGUAGUUGUGCCGAGUGACUUUAUGGUUUCAAGCGUGCUCAGUGCAUGUGCAGCACUGGCUGCACUUGAAAUGGGGAGAGCAGUUCAUGGUCUUGCGGUGAAGGCUUGCAUUGAGGAGAAUAUAUUCGUUGGAAGUGCACUUGUGGACGUGUAUGGUAAAUGUGGAAGUAUAAAGGAUUGUGAGAGAGCAUUCCACGAAAUGCCGAGGAGAAAUUUGAUUUGCUGGAAUGCAUUAAUCGGCGGAUAUGCUCAUCAAGGACACGCCGAUAUGGCACUAAAAUUGUUCAAGGAGAUGACAAAUUGUGGGGACUCCCAAGCAGUGGUACCUAAUUAUGUAACUUUUGUGUCUGUGUUGACAGCAUGCAGUAGGGGUGGGAUGUUGAAGAUGGGGAUGUAUUUGUUUGAUUCAAUGAGGGGGAAAUAUGGGAUUGAACCAGGGGCAGAGCAUUACGCUUGUGUUGUAGACAUGCUAGGGCGAGCUGGGUUGGUGGAACGUGCUUAUGAGUUUAUAAGAAAUAUGACUAUACGGCCAACAGCUUCGGUGUGGGGGGCUCUAUUAGGAGCUUGUAAAGUGUAUGGGAAGCCAGAGCUGGGGAAGAUUGCAGCUGAAAAUUUAUUUGAACUCGAUCCCCAUGAUUCUGGAAGUCAUGUUCUACUUUCAAAUAUGUUUGCUGCCGCAGGUCAGUGGGAAGAGGCCAAUGUUGUUAGGAAGGAGAUGAAGGAUGUGGGUAUUAAGAAGGGUGCAGGAUACAGUUGGAUAUCUGUUAAGAACUCUGUCCACGUUUUUCAAGCUAAGGAUACAUCACAUCAUCGAAACUCUGAGAUUCAGACAAUGCUAAUUGAGUUGAAAACAAAGAUGAAGGCUGCUGGAUAUGUACCUGACACCAGUUUUGCUCUCUAUGAUUUAGAAGAUGAAGAGAAAGAAUCAGAAGUUUGGUACCACAGCGAGAAGAUUGCACUUGCAUUUGGCCUUAUUGCCCUCCCUCCUCGAGUUCCUAUAAGGAUAACCAAAAACAUUAGGGUUUGUGUAGACUGCCACAGUGCAUUAAAGUUCAUAUCUGGCAUUGUUGGCAGAGAAAUUGUUGUGAGAGACAACAAUAGAUUUCAUUGUUUCAAGGACAAUCGAUGUUCAUGUGGAGAUUAUUGGUGAACAAGUGCCUUCUUUUGUUGCGAUCUAUACUUCUCAAUGGAAGCUUUUUCUACCAAAAGCUGUGCUCACUGAAACUUUAAGGUUAUGGCAUACUCUAAGGGGGUAAAAGGGAAUCUAUCUUGUUUAAAGAAGCAUCUUCUUUUCGUUCUUGCUCUGGAAAUGCAAGCCCAGGAUGAUUGCCAAGUGGUUGUGUUUCCCAGAGCUUGGAUAUUUUAUCAACCUAAAUACAUGGUGUCUUGAUGUUCUCAGAUGACUUUCAACAUUUCCCCAAGCUGGGGAGUGAAGAAAAGGAGUGCAGUAUCAGAAAGGAGAAAGGCAUUGUUGGAAGCAAAGUUUUGAUAGAAAGGAACUCCAGAAUGUUUGAAGAAAAAGAACAACAGCUUGGAAAUUUAUGGGAGAGCAAAGGUUUUGGCUUCUCUACAAGCUUCUUCCAUAUGGUUAUUGGCUAUUCGUUUUGCCUCAGCAAAAGCUUGAUAAGCUUACAUAGGAAGCCGUGAUUUGGCUAUUUUUGACAGAAAGUGACUCAAGAUUUUUCUGUCGAAAGAGAACAACUGCUUGGCGAUUUUUGGGAGAGUGCAUAGUUUUUCUCCGUAUGUAUUCUUUUUCAAUCUUUACUUGUUCUUGUUUGGUAGAAGGUGUGAUAUAUCUUAUAAUUCUUGAUUCUACUGUUAAACACGUUUUCUCAUAUUUUAAGAGAACUCUUGGUCUAUUCAUGUGUGUAUGUUUAUUCCUUGAUUAGUAAAAUUCUAUUUCUUAUA
Olea europaea var. sylvestris is the source of this 3058-nucleotide messenger RNA. Its product is annotated as pentatricopeptide repeat-containing protein At4g14850. The transcript has 5 exons. Bases 231 to 2300 code for a protein of 689 amino acids. NCBI's taxonomy places the organism in Eukaryota, Viridiplantae, Streptophyta, Magnoliopsida, Lamiales, Oleaceae. The record is from RefSeq and is a predicted model, not a curated record. Gene Ontology annotation, molecular function: zinc ion binding; RNA binding; protein binding. Gene Ontology annotation, biological process: RNA modification.